Molecule: messenger RNA, 2079 nt
Organism: Musca vetustissima
Lineage: Eukaryota; Metazoa; Arthropoda; Insecta; Diptera; Muscidae
Product: angiotensin-converting enzyme-like
Exons: 8
Coding region: 1-2079 (692 amino acids)
Biological process (GO): proteolysis
Cellular component (GO): plasma membrane
Molecular function (GO): peptidyl-dipeptidase activity; metallopeptidase activity
Source: RefSeq, a predicted model, not a curated record
AUGAAGCCUGCGGAAAAUGGCUCUAAACCCGCAACAAAAUAUGUUAGUGGUGGUAAGCAGAAGCAGUUAGUUACGGAUGUUACGGCCAGGAAGAUUGUGGCUAUAAAUCCUGACACUGCUGCCGAAAAAGGAAAUGGCAUCUGGAAAAUGAAGACGCGGAGCAAACGUACGGAGCAGCUAAUGGAAGAUGUGGCCGGUGCAAAGAUGAAGACUAUGUCCAAUGGUUCAGGCUGGAAGUGUCCAAUGGUUCAGGCCGGAAGAAUUGUUAUUUUGAAAUCAAUACAAACGGGACGCAAUGAGAUUUUGGUUUUGCGCGAAUGUUUAAGUGAGUCAUGUGCCCAACAGCUGAUGGAGACGCUGGAUUUGAAAUAUCAUCAAACGGCAAAGAAAUUAAGUUUAUAUCCCGAUUUCGAGGUGGGAGCGGAAGUGGCACUGCGCAAUGAUUUACUACCGCUUUUGGCAUCAAUGCGAAAAUUCGAUUGCCAUAAUUUUGCAGAUCCUCUGCUAAAGCGACAAUUUGAAAUAUUAUUACGCGAUCUAAAAUAUCCCGAAAUUUCAAUGAAAUUCCGAAGACACACUUACAUUUUGAGAACAGUGGGAAAACAAAAAUUCACCUGCGAUCGUAGCAGGCCCAACAAAUGUAAAUUAAUAUCCUAUAUACGACAUAUAAAACCGAUUAUUACCAAUAGCAAUGAUCCCGAUGAAAUAAUGUGGUAUUGGCGUGAGUGGCGUAAUCAUUUGCCGGAAGAAAUUAAAAAUGCCUUGAAUUUCUAUGUAGAUUAUUAUCGAAAUUUGUCAAUGGAAGCUUCGGCAAGGCCAUCAGCCAUUUGGUAUGAACGUUAUGAUAAUCCGAAUUUUCUCGAAAAUUUGGAAGAAUAUAUGAAAACAAUUGAACCGCUUUACAGAGAAUUACAUGGCCAUUUGAGAGAAGCUUUGAGGAUGAAAUAUGGACCUGAAAUAAUACCUACUUCAGGAUUGAUACCCCACCACUUUUUAGAACAGGCUCUCUAUCAGUCGUGGAAGAAGGAAUCGAUUUUAGAAAAUCCCUAUCCGCAUAAGAAAAUGCCCAACCUCUUACCGGAGCUCAGAGGGAAGAGAUGGAAACCAAUGGAUUUAAUCGAGAUGAGUGGUGGAUUUUUUGAAUCUAUGGGUUUUCCAGCAUUUUCGGAAGAACUAAAACGUGAUCACUUUUACGAAAUUGAAGAUCACAAGGGGGGACCGGAAUGCAAAUCGUAUAUUUAUACACAUGGUGAAAUCGAGCUGAAUUAUUGUCCGAAAGUUAAUUACAAAAAAUUACUCACAACUCAUGGCGAUAUUGCUCAUGUCGAAUAUGCACUUUUGAAAAAUAACCUAACUGUGGGAUUGAAUCGAGAAGCUUGUCCUGGUUUUAGUAAUGCAAUAGCUGAGGCGGUAAUACUUUCCGCAUCGACACCCAAACACUUGCAACAACAAUUGCACCUCUUGACCGAAUACAAUUACGACAAUGAAAUGAAUUUGAAUUUUUUGUUUCGAAUGGCCGUCCAUGCCCUGCUGUCCAUACCCAUGUAUUUUGUACAUGAGAAACUUUGGAUCGAUAUAAUUGAUGGGAAUAUUAAACCUGCGGAAUACAAUUGCCACUAUUGGAAUCUUAUGGCAAAGUAUAUGGGUGUGGGUCCAGCGGAGGAACCAACAGAUCCCAUGGCCUAUGAUAUGCCCCAUAGAUUCUAUGAGGGCUUGGUUGAGGAGACCCGUAGCACUAGAAAACUAUUUGGAGAAUUUUUGGGUUAUCAAAUUUAUCGUGACUUAUGCUUGGAAAUUGGAGAAUAUAAUCCUGGUGAUCCUGAAAAGUCUUUGUUCAAAUGUGAUUUUGCAGGUAACCACAAGGCUGGAGAUAUCCUCAGGAAAAUUAUGUCCGCUGGAGCUACAAAAACCUGGCAAGAAAUUGCCAAUGUCACAAAGUUGGAUGGCUCUGCUUUUUUGGAUUAUUAUGACCCACUUAAAACAUGGAUAACUGGUGAAAAUAUGGCAAACAACAUAACUGUGGGUUGGCAAUCACGUGAUCAUUGUGCCGAUUCGCAGAUAAAUCAGAAUGCCGUUUAA